Nannospalax galili (Upper Galilee mountains blind mole rat) is the source of this 650-nucleotide messenger RNA. RefSeq names its product ribosomal protein L18a (gene Rpl18a). Gene Ontology annotation, molecular function: structural constituent of ribosome. The coding region runs from base 85 to 615 and encodes 176 amino acids. The transcript is spliced from 6 exons. NCBI's taxonomy places the organism in Eukaryota, Metazoa, Chordata, Mammalia, Rodentia, Spalacidae. The record is from RefSeq and is a predicted model, not a curated record. Gene Ontology annotation, biological process: translation. Gene Ontology annotation, cellular component: ribosome; cytosolic large ribosomal subunit.
CUUCCUGCAGAGAAUCCUUGGUGAGAGCCUGAGCGAAAGGCAGGGCUUCCUUUUGAGGGUGGCGGCGAGCGCGGAGGGAGCGCAAUGAAGGCCUCGGGCACACUUCGCGAGUACAAGGUGGUGGGGCGCUGCCUACCCACCCCCAAGUGUCACACGCCACCCCUCUACCGCAUGCGCAUCUUUGCACCCAACCACGUAGUGGCCAAGUCCCGAUUCUGGUAUUUCGUGUCACAGCUGAAGAAGAUGAAGAAGUCUUCAGGGGAGAUUGUGUACUGUGGGCAGGUAUUUGAGAAGUCACCACUGCGUGUCAAGAACUUCGGCAUCUGGCUACGUUACGACUCCAGAAGUGGCACCCACAACAUGUACCGCGAGUACCGAGACCUGACCACUGCUGGUGCCGUCACUCAGUGCUAUCGGGACAUGGGCGCACGUCAUCGUGCACGUGCACACUCCAUCCAGAUCAUGAAGGUAGAGGAGAUUGCAGCAGGCAAGUGCCGCCGACCAGCCGUCAAGCAGUUCCAUGACUCGAAGAUCAAGUUCCCACUGCCCCACCGGGUGCUGCGGCGCCAGCACAAGCCUCGCUUCACAACCAAGAGGCCUAACACCUUCUUCUAAACUGAUUGCAAAUAAACUCAAUGUAGAGGCCUGGC